Molecule: messenger RNA, 909 nt
Organism: Sclerotinia borealis F-4128
Lineage: Eukaryota; Fungi; Ascomycota; Leotiomycetes; Helotiales; Sclerotiniaceae
Source: the annotation of a GenBank genome assembly
AUGACUUCACAAGAUCAAGUAUCUCCACCAACUCUUGAACUUCCACUUGCCAUCGACUCAAAGCGCUACUCCGUUAUUAAAAGAAUCAGCACAGUCGGCAUUCCACGAUUAGGAUUUGGGGUUUAUCAAUCCCAUGGACAAAAGUGUAUCGAUGCUGUUCUUGCAGCAUUAAGAGCUGGGUAUCGACAUAUUGAUACGGCCCAAUACUAUGCAAACGAAAAAGAAGUCGGUAUCGCGAUCCAAGCAUUCAUCAAGGAAUCCGGCAUAAAGCGUUCUGAUAUAUUCAUCACCACCAAAAUCCUCUCACCAGGCGGGUCAGUCACGUUAUCCUUCGCAAAAUGUUUUAAUAGUAUUAAAGCUAUCGACGGUGACGAUGGAUAUGUCGACCUCUUCCUGAUCCACAGUCCAAAUAGUGGAUCUGAUUCUCGUAAGGAGAUGUAUGAUGCCCUCGAGAAGCUUUUUAUGCUGCGAAAAGUACGUAUGAUAGGUGUUUCCAACUGGGGCAUUGGACACCUUGAAGAGUUGAAGGGUUUUGCCAUAAUGUGGCCUCCUCAUGUUAAUCAGAUUGAGUUACACCCAUUUUGCCAACAGCGAGCAGUGGUGGAAUAUUGUGUCGCUAAUGGUAUUCAUGUUGAAGCCUACUGUCCCUUGGUCAGAAAUACGAGGAGUGAUGAUCCAACCCUUAAUUCUAUCGCCACCAUUCACAUGCAGACGGUGGCUCAAGUAUUGAUACGAUAUGCCUUGCAAAAGGAUUGGAUUCCUCUUCCCAAGAGCGAAACUCCCUCGAGAAUCGCCGAAAACGCAAACGUCUUCGAUUUCGUACUCAACGAGGAAGAAAUGCAGAAACUAGAUGGUUUGGAUGAAGGUGACAAGGGUGCCAUUGUCCAAGCCGUUACAAAUGAGUUGUGA